This is a messenger RNA of Brassica napus (rape), 884 nucleotides long. Its product is annotated as PLAT domain-containing protein 2-like. The transcript is spliced from 2 exons. Lineage: Eukaryota; Viridiplantae; Streptophyta; Magnoliopsida; Brassicales; Brassicaceae. The coding region runs from base 121 to 654 and encodes 177 amino acids. The record is from RefSeq and is a predicted model, not a curated record. Gene Ontology annotation, molecular function: protein binding.
UGAAUUGCAGUUCAUUACUUUUGCAUGAGAUCUGCUUUUUAUCUGUCUUUCCUAAGUCUCAAACUAUAUUAGUUGUUGGGACAUAUCUGUUAUCCAUUUUCUUACAUUCAUAUCACCAAUAUGGCUGGCCGUGACGUUCUCCUCCUCUCCCUCCUUGUCAUCACCAUCUCUGUCGACGUUGCAUUCGCCGACCGUGAACCACACUGCGUCUACACAUUCUACAUCGAAACCGGACCGGUGGACGGUGCCCGCACAGAUUCGAUCAUAAGCGUUAAAAUCUCCGACAAAUCGGGACAGGGCAUUGAUAUCCAAGACAUAGUGACAUGGGGUGGGUUAAUGGGACCAAGUUACGACUACUUCGAGAAAGGCAGUUUGGACAUUUUCAGUGGUAAGGCGCAGUGUCUUCCAAGCCCAAUCUGUUCACUGAGUCUGACCUCUGACGGCUCCGGCGUUUACCCCGCCUGGUAUGUUAACUACGUGGAUCUCACAACGGUCAGUGUUCAUGUAAAGAGUGCACAUCAAUACUUCGAUGUGGAGCAACGGCUUGCGUCCGAUACGCCGCCGUAUAAUCUCACUGUCGUACGGAACAACUGCCAGGUCUCUGAUAGGUUCAAAUAUACUUACAAGAGGAAGAAAGGGAAAGAAGUGGAUUAAAAGACUCUAGUGGAAACAGAAGGUUUACGGUUACAAACUUGAAGAAUAAACAAAGGAGUAUAAAUAGUCAUUGACAUGGUUGUUAGAUCUUUAUCGAUUAAGUACAUUGAUGAUUCUUAGCGAUGAGCUGAGUCUACUCAGGUGAUAGAGUAGUUGAGAUUCUCAGGUGAUAGAGAUCUCCAUUGUUGUACUUAUCGAGCUUACUAUCAAUAUACAUACAUUUCCUCUAU